UUUUGCUAGAGAAAGAAACUCUAUGUUUGAUUUCUUCCUUAGGAGCUCCGGUCUCCUCUUCCCUUGCCAGCUGCAUCAGUACGGUGGGGGGACUUCUAGCUACCAGAAAUAUGUGGAUUUCACCAUUUCGUCUAUGGGAGAAUGAGUUGUAAACAAUGUUUUUGGCCUUGGUUUUUGUCUUACAAAUUUGGGUCUUAGUGAAAGGGCGCUUACAUGAAAGAUAUAGUGCUAAAUAUUUUCUGUUACUGAGGCUUUGCUUGGCCAUGGGUUGUAGAUGGUGAGGGUGUCUUUGAACUGCUGGGUUAUGGAGCUUCAAUCGCCGAUACUGAGGAAGAGAGAUCCCAAAGGAUUAAUUGCUGGCAACCUGUCCUCUGAUCGUUGCCUCCCCCUCUAGCUAAAAGAGAAUGAGAAGCCACAAUGGAGGCUCUAGCAAUGUGCUUUAGAUUCGUCUCCCUCUCGGUGAUGGAUGUCAGGUGAGAGGGGCUUUAACCAUCCUUUUUCGGAUCUCUGGUUUCAAACCCACAACUCAUCGCAGCUAGGAUUCCUCUAAUGGGUCUUCACAUGUGGGCUGGGAUAGGUUUUAUUAGGCUCUAUGUGUUAUGGCCAUGGGCUUCCCUAGGUUGGACUUUAAGGCCCCAGCUGUCAUGGCCUUAGGAAUUCUCUAGGCUUGAAGCCCCUUGAAUUAAUGAAUUAUGAUGCACAUGGCAAAGGUCCAUAGAGUAAUUUCGCACGGGGUAAAAUUUUCCCGCCCAAUAUCAACAUGCUUUUAUCAUACCUUGAGGCCUUCUGUGCAAUUUUCAACUCCCUUCUUCUUCACUAGCUGCACAGAGGGAUAAUUGUGGUGCUCGAUGUCUAAGAAGCGGGGUCUUUCACUGGAGGAGAAACGUGAGAAGAUUCUUCAGAUAUUUUACGAGUCACAGAACUUCUUCCUUCUCAAGGAGCUUGAGAAGUUGGGUCCCAAGAAAGGUGUAAUUAGCCAGUCUGUGAAAGAUGUUGUCCAGAGUUUAGUUGAUGAUGAUCUUGUUUCAAAAGACAAAAUAGGAACUUCUGUAUACUUCUGGAGUCUUCCUAGUUGUGCUGGAAAUCAGUCGAGGAAUGUUUAUCACAAACUUGAAUCCGAUCUGCAAAGCGGAAGGAAGCGGCAUGCAGAACUUGUUGAUCAGUGUGGUGCAUUAAAGAAGGGACGUGAGGAAUCUGAAGAACGGGAGGAUGCAUUGGCUGAGCUAAAAGCCAUUGAACUAAAGCAUAAUGAGCUGAAGGAGGAGAUGGGUCAAUAUGCAGAUAAUGAUCCUGCUGCCUUUGAAGCAAUGAAGAAAGCUAUUGGAAUCGCCCAUGCAGCAGCAAACAGAUGGACAGACAACAUCUUUACAUUGCGACAAUGGUGUUCAAACAACUUCCCUCAGGCUAAAGAGCAGCUUGAAAGCAUGUACAAGGAGAUAGGAAUAACAGAUGAUUUUGACUAUCUGGAGCCUUUACAAGUUCCACUUGGCUCAGUUGGUGAUCAGAUACUGGAAGGCAAUCCUUAGGCGAUACAAUUUGGCAUAUUCCUUGUCAGAAAUACAGUUUCACAAGUUGUGUGGAAACCAAAUAUCGACUCCAUUACUCCUACUUUGAGUAAAGCCACUUACUGAGUUUGAUAAUAUAAUAUGCACCUAACAUAAGCCGCACCGCUCGCUGAUUUGGCUUAUGGCGUUGUUCCAGGGGACCCUCUUGAGCAUUA
Molecule: messenger RNA, 1720 nt
Organism: Hevea brasiliensis (rubber tree)
Lineage: Eukaryota; Viridiplantae; Streptophyta; Magnoliopsida; Malpighiales; Euphorbiaceae
Product: meiotic nuclear division protein 1 homolog
Exons: 10
Coding region: 849-1526 (225 amino acids)
Biological process (GO): reciprocal meiotic recombination
Cellular component (GO): nucleus
Molecular function (GO): double-stranded DNA binding
Source: RefSeq, a predicted model, not a curated record